Messenger RNA from Blepharisma stoltei, 2733 nucleotides. Lineage: Eukaryota; Ciliophora; Heterotrichea; Heterotrichida; Blepharismidae. The record is from the annotation of a GenBank genome assembly.
AUGGAGCAUCAAACAAAAGAAUUGCUUGGAAAACUUGGAGACUUGCACUGUUUGACUAAAAGAAGCUUGCUUAAAAGAAAUGAUAACGAAAAAUGAGUUUGGGGAUUUAGAUUGAUAAGGAAAUCUAACCCCUUUUAUAAUGAAUAGAAACUUUAGUGCUGGCAAACCGUUUCCUAUUCACUAUAUAAAUAGAAAAACAGUAGCCAAUAACAAAUUUUAUUUAUUGUAAAGGGUAUAAUUUUUUUUAAUGCAGAUAAGUUAAUUGCAAAAAGAAUUUGUAGAGAUGUACAAGGAUGGAUCCUAAACCAUGAUACUUAUAUACAAAGCUAUUUCAAUAAAGUCAAAUUGUUUCAAUAUCCUGAACUCUGUAAAUCUUUUAAACAAAUAGCGACCUCUGAAUUUCAAGAAGCUCUAUUUCAACUUAUUUUACUAUCCCGAGAUAUUCAAGGUAUAGAAAUAGCUUCAUCAAAUGCAAUUUCUAUCUUAAAUUCUUCAGGAUUCCAGUUUUUUAAUAGAGAUAUGCACGGAAUCAAAGUUACUUAUGCAGAUUUGUCAGCAUCUUAUUUUUACAAUAGCAAUCUUGAAGGAAGCGAUUUAUCUCAUGCUAAUAUUUCGUUUUCCAACUUAGAAUAUACCAGCUUCAAAGGAUGCGAUAUGAGAAAUACUAGCCAUGGGUGAAUUUUAAUAGGCGAAAUGAAAAAGUGUGAAGAGGCUUGGCUGUCACCUUCAGGCAAAUAUUUUAUAUCAGAUAGCAAUUCCUGUUAUGGCAAAUUUUUUAAUUUAUGGACCUUAAAUGAAAAUGGGAUGGAUAAAACUCAAAAUCCUCAAGAAAUCACUGGCAAGCCUAUCCAAUUUUCGCCAUCCGAAAAUUAUUUCAUUUUUUUACUUAAUGAUUCCUUUUAUGCUAUUCAUGAUAUUGCAGAAAAUGUCAAUUUGCCAGAAAAAUUUCCAAGCCCUAAAGAAUUUUCAAUUUCACAAUCUGACACAUAUCUAGCAUAUUUUUCAUCUGAUAACGCCCUUUGAAUCAAAAAUUUAAAAACAGAAAUUACCUCCCUUGUAAUGAACUUUGACGCAAAGCCUAUCUUCAUAAAAUGAUCCCCAUCAGAAGAGUUUUUGCUUAUUGGCAAGUCUAACAGAGAAAGCAUUUUGUGAGAUUGAAGAAAUUGCAAAGAAACAUGACAUUAUUAUUUUGAUUUUAAUUUGAAAAAUGAUCCUUUAGAUCAUAUCUUUUCUUGUAAUGGAAAAUUUAUUGGAAUAUAUCAACUUAGAAAUCCAAGAAGCAUGUUUUGGAUUUGGAAUACUAAGAAAAAUGCACUAAAAUCUUUUUCUUUUAAAGAAAAAGGAGAAUUUUGUCUUCAAUUUUCCCCGGUAUUUGAAAAUAUAUUAAUUAAAUGUGGACGGCCUUCAUCAUUAUGAAAUGCAGAAGUUUCGGAACUAUUGACAAAUUUCAAUGGAUUUUAUUCCUUAGAGCCUGCAUUUGUUUUUUCUCCUUGCGGAAAUUAUAUAUUCUUGUUGUGUAAACAUAGAGGAGCUCUUGGAAUAUAUGAUUGCAAAAAGAAUGAUACUGUAAGAUUUAUCAAUUGCUACCUAGGAUUAACUAAUUAUCGUAUAUCUGUCAAAUGCCCACAAUUAGCCAUUAAAAUAUUUUCUUCAGAAUGUGUGGUUAUAGCUGACAGUAAUCUCAUCAAAAAUCUUUAUGAUUUCUUGGAUAAAAAUCGGAAUUUAGUGAGCAUAGCCAGCUUUUCUUUCGAUGAUAAAUACUUUGCUACUUGCUAUAAGUUAGAAAUAAAAAUAUGAGAUAUGAGAAGUAAAUCUAUAGUUUCUAUUAUUAAUACAAAUGAAGAAAUUGCUUCAAUACAAUUUUCCCCUUGUUCUGAUGUUUUAGUCACAAAAAGUAAUCCUUCCGAUCCUUUAACAGCAACAAUCUGAAACUGAAAGAAAAAUAAAAUGAUUUGGAGAGAUAAAUUUAUAACACCAAUCAGGGUCAUAUCUUUUUCAAUUUCCGGCAAUUUUUAUGCAAUAGGAAGUGGAGAAUAUGUUUAUAUUUUUAAAAAUCGUCAUAAAAUUCAUUUAAUUGAAUCUGAAUGAGAAAAAAGAAAAAUUUACAUUUUGUGUGGCUCUUUUACAUGCUGUGAAAAUUAUUUUAUUUAUGGAAAUGAUAAAGGGUAUAUAAAUUUUUUUUCUUUAAUCAGCCAAAAUAUUGAGAAAAAAAUAUUUAUAGGUACUUCUCGUAUACAUUUAUUAUCAAUUUCAGCCUUUGCUGAAUACAUUGCUGUCCUUGAUAAAAAUGGAAAACUAACGAUUUGAAAUUUUAUAACUGAGCCAACCAUUAUAUAUGAAACCGAUUUCAGUUUAAACUCGAAACUUCAAUCAAUUAUAUUGUCACCAAGAGGUAAUUAUAUAAUUUUACAAAUUCGAGACGCUCACUCAUUUGAAAUUUUUGAUUUUAACAAAGGACAAGUAAUCUAUAAAUCAAGUAGCUGCCUUCGCAGUAUUGAGUCAAUAUCAUGGUCACCAUCAGGCAAUUUUAUCAGCGCUGCUUACUUGGGAUUUUUUGGAAUUUGGGAUUUCAGCAUUUUAACAGAGAAAAAUCAGACAAAUGUUGAAUGCUUAAGCUGGGCUAGCUCUUUAAGACAUUUUAAUAUAAAAUGGUGUGAUUUUUCAAAUGCAAUUAUGGAUGAUAAGAACAUUAUAUUGUUUAAAGAGUUUCACAAACAGAUGAACCCUCAUUAA